Tachysurus fulvidraco (yellow catfish) is the source of this 1768-nucleotide messenger RNA. Its product is annotated as putative C-type lectin domain family 20 member A. Lineage: Eukaryota; Metazoa; Chordata; Actinopteri; Siluriformes; Bagridae. Bases 388 to 1143 code for a protein of 251 amino acids. The transcript has 3 exons. The record is from RefSeq and is a predicted model, not a curated record.
UGGAUUGGUCUACAGAGAGCAGGACCUGGGAGAUGGCUGUGGUCUCUGGAAGACCAAACUUUCUACAAAGACAGAGUCAAGUACACACACUGGCAUCCUAAUGAACCAAAUAAUGCGGGGGGAAAAGAGUACUGUGUGUUAUAUAAUAAGUACGAUACUUUAUGGAGUGAUAACCAGUGUGAAACGUUGUUACCUUUUGUAUGUUAUGAAGGUAAGAGAUGUUAAUAAAAAGUAACUAUAUUUAAUUAUGUUACAGUAAUGAAAAUCAAAUCUAAAAUUACGUCUCUAAUUGUCUGAGUUGUUUUUCUUGAUUUGUGUUCUUUUUCACUUUUCUGUUAAAGUUCUUUUAUUGACAUAAGAAUCAGCAAAAAUGUAAUGAUGUCAUGAAUGAGCUGUUCAUUGUGUACAUUUUUAUUUUCAGAAAAAAACAGAAACACUAAUAAAUAUGUAUAUAUUAAUGUUACAAAGAGCUGGUACGAUGCUCAGACCUACUGCAGAGAGAAAUACACCGACCUGGUCAGUGUGAGGAACAAGACUGAGAAUAACGAGAUCAGGAGUGUGGUUAAUAUUUCAGACAGUACAGAGGUUUGGAUCGGUCUGUUUAAUGACGCCUUGAAGUGGUCAGAUCAGAGUAAGUCCUUAUUCAGUUACUGGAGAUCUGACAAACCCAGUAGAAGUUUGAUCUGUGCUGCAGUGUCUGAGUCUGAGCAACGUUACUGGACUGAUGUGAACUGCACAGAAAAACUCCCGUUCAUCUGCCAUGAGAAUAAACUGAUCCUGAUUAAGGAGAAUCUGACCUGGUGGGAAGCUCUGACAUACUGCAGGAACCAUCAUCAUGACCUGGUGUCAGUGCGCACCGAGGAGAUGCAGCUCUGGGUGAAGGAAGUGACUCAAAAAGCCUCCACUGAACACGUGUGGCUCGGCCUGCGUCACGACUGCGCCCAGCGUGUCUGGUUCUGGGUUGUUGGAUCAAUAAUCUGCUAUGAGGGCUGGGCACCAGGGAAUGGGACCUGGAAUGAAGACUGUAGUCAUGAGAAGAGAAGCGGAGCAGUGCAGUCUGGAGGAGAGCAGAAGUGGAUCGAGCUGCCUGAGAGCCAGAAGCUCAACUUCAUCUGCUCUACCUAUGAUGAUUUGUUUUAUUAAACAUGAAGACUGAAGACAAGUUGUGGUCCAUCAUCUGUGUCCAGCAUCAGCUGAUCUACAGCAAUGUCUCAUUUAUACUCUUCUACACAUUAUUAUUAUUAUUAUUAUUAUUAUUAUUAUUAUUAUUAUUAUUAUUAUUAUUAUUACUGACUGUUUUUAUUAAUAAUGGGAUUUCUGGGUAAUGUAGGUGAAAUCUAUUAACCCGAUGUUUAAACUACAGUGUGUUGGUUUGAAAAUAUAAUUGUUUUUUUUGUUGUUUUUUUCUGCUUUGUAAGAAUAAAGAACUACAUCAUAUUCAGCUCAUUUACACCUGUGCAGGAAGUUUAGAACACCAAGCCAUGUAAACAGUUAUGUUAAAUUCAUCAUUAUUCUUUUAAUUAUUUUAUUUAUUUGUUUGUUUGUUUGUUUGUUUAUUUAUUUAAUAUUGUUAUUUUAUUUUUUUUUGCAUUUCUCAAUUGUUUAUAUUUUAGACAUCUGAGUGUAUUAUCAGGAUGUCUGCAUAAUGACAUGUUGAUGGUUUCUAUACCUGGGAUUUCUGAGCACUUGUUUCUUUAAUGUGUAAGGAUAUGGAUCGUAAUGACUGCUGCCAGUUUCCUAUCAAAUAAAAGUACAUUUCAAGUUUGUG